This is a messenger RNA of Pezoporus flaviventris, 5353 nucleotides long. RefSeq names its product adhesion G protein-coupled receptor B2 (gene ADGRB2). Gene Ontology annotation, molecular function: G protein-coupled receptor activity. The coding region runs from base 35 to 4921 and encodes 1628 amino acids. The record is from RefSeq and is a predicted model, not a curated record. Gene Ontology annotation, cellular component: plasma membrane. The transcript is spliced from 32 exons. Gene Ontology annotation, biological process: negative regulation of angiogenesis; peripheral nervous system development; adenylate cyclase-activating G protein-coupled receptor signaling pathway. Lineage: Eukaryota; Metazoa; Chordata; Aves; Psittaciformes; Psittacidae.
AACUGGAUCCCUCCUGGGCCAUCCCUUUUGCAGGAUGGAGCUGAUGGAGAAGGAGCCACAUCCCAGCGACAGGGAAACUCCUUGGAAGCAGCAGGAGCAGCUCAGCUACUGCAGCCCCUGCGGGUGCCCAGCUGCAAGGGGGGGCUUUGCCUCCAGGGACUCCAGUGGAGGGGGAGGCAGCACAUGCUGUUCCCUGGCACAGCCUAAUCCCGGAUCCCGGUGGAGGUUUCCGUGUGCUGUCUCUCGGCCCUGCUUUUGGAGUGGAGUUUUACCAACAGCAGGCAAAUGCCAUAGGAUGACCGCUGCUGGUCCCCUCUUACUGGCUGUGAUAUCGACUCUCCUGUGGCUCACGCGGGGCUUCGAUCCCGCUCCCAGUGCCUGCUCUGCCCUGGCCUCCGGUGUCCUCUACGGCUCCUUCUCCCUCAAGGACCUCUUCCCAACCAUCGCCUCCGGCUGCUCCUGGACCUUGGAGAACCCCGACCCCACCAAAUACUCACUCUACCUCCGCUUCAACCGGGAGGAGCAGGUCUGCACCCACUUCUCGCCCAUGGUGCUGCCACUCGACCAUUACCUGGCCAACUACACCUGCGACCCCCGCGGCGAGGCUGCCAGCCCCCCGCCGGCCACGCGGCGCCCCGAGGACGAGCAGGAGCAGGAGGAAGCGGAGCUGGAGCUGUGCGAGGGCGCGGGGCCCUUCACCUUCCUGCACUUCGACAAGAACUUCGUGCAGCUCUGCCUGGCGGCCGAGCCCGAGGCUGCCCCGCGCCUCCUGGCCCCGCAGGCGCUGGAGUUCCGCUUCGUGGAGGUGCUGCUCAUCAACAACAACAACUCCAGCCAGUUCACCUGCAGCGUGCUCUGCCGCUGGCUGGAGGAGUGCCUGCAGGCGCCCGGCGCCCGCCGCUGCGGCUUCACGCACGCCGGCUGCAGCUGCCAGGCCGAGCCCCCGGCCGCACCGCGGCACAACGGCACCCGGCACGGCCCCCGCGGCCCCGCCGCGCCGCCCGCCACCGCCUGCUGCCCCACGGACCUGCGCUCCGGCGAUGCCGACGGCCUCGACCUGCCCGACGCGCGGCACGGCAAUGCAGUUGAGGAGAACCAGAAAGUGAAAACCCAGUGGCCACGGUCAGCAGAUGAGCCGGGUGUCUACAUGGCCCAGACAGGGGAUCCAGCAGCAGAGGAAUGGUCCCAAUGGAGCGUCUGCUCCCUGACGUGCGGGCAGGGCUCCCAGGUACGGACACGCUCCUGCGUCUCCUCGCCCUACGGGACGCUGUGCAGUGGGCUCCUCCGGGAGACACGGACCUGCAAUAACACAGCCACAUGCCCAGUUCACGGCGCAUGGGAGGAGUGGUCCCCGUGGAGCCUGUGCUCGGUGACCUGCGGGCGAGGGGCCAGGACCAGGACGCGGCGGUGCGUGGCCCCGCGGCGCGGAGGGAAAGCCUGCGAGGGCCCCGAGCUGCAGGCCAAGCCCUGCAAUAUCGCGAGCUGCCAGGUGGAAGGGCAGUGGCUGGAGUGGGGCGCCUGGAGCCGCUGCUCCGUCACCUGCGCCAACGGCACGCAGCAGCGGACGCGCAAGUGCAGCGUCUCGGCACACGGCUGGGCCGAGUGCCACGGGGCACACGCCGACGCACGGGAGUGCUCCAACCCCACCUGUCCCACAGACAGCAAGUGGGGCCCCUGGAACCACUGGAGCCUCUGCUCCAAGACCUGCGACACGGGCUGGCAGCGGCGCUUCCGCAUGUGCGAAGGCACGGGCAUGCAGGGCUACCCCUGCGAGGGCUCUGGCGAGGAGGUGAAGACCUGCAACGAGAAGAAGUGCCCAGCCUACCAUGAGAUGUGCAAGGACGAGAACGUGAUGCUGAUGACCUGGAAGAAAACGGCUGCAGGGGAGAUCAUCUACAACAAGUGUCCCCCCAAUGCCACGGGGUCUGCCAGCCGCCGGUGCCUGCUGAGCCCCCAUGGUGUUGCCUACUGGGGCGUCCCCAGCUUCGCCCGCUGCAUCUCCCGCGAGUACCGAUACUUGCAUCUCUCACUGCGGGAGCAUCUGGCCAAGGGGCAGCGGGUGCUGGCAGGCGAGGGCAUGUCGCAGGUGGUGCGGAGCUUGCUGGAGCUCAUGGCCCGCAAGACCUACUACAGCGGGGACCUGCUGUUCUCCGUGGAGAUCCUGCGCAACGUCACCGACACCUUCAAGAGGGCCACAUACAUCCCGUCCUCUGAGGACGUGCAGCGCUUCUUCCAGGUGGUGAGUUACAUGGUGGAUGCGGAGAACCGGGACAAGUGGGAGGAUGCGCAGCAGGUCUCGCCUGGCUCCGUGCACCUCAUGAAGGUGGUGGAGGACUUCAUCCAUCUGGUGGGGGAUGCGCUGAAGGCUUUCCAGAGCAACCUCAUCGUCACUGACAACCUGGUGAUCAGCAUCCAGCGGGAGCCCGUCACCGCUGUCUCCAGUGACAUCAACUUCCCGAUGAAGGGGCGCCGGGGCAUGAAGGAUUGGGCCCGCAGCUCCGAGGACAAGCUCUUCAUCCCCAGGGAGGUGCUCAGCCUCGCCUCUGCCGAAGCGGAUGAAUCGUCCCACUUCGUCAUCGGGGCCGUGCUGUUCCGCACGCUGGGGCUGAUCCUGCCUGCGCCCAGGACGCCCCUGGCCGUCACCUCCAAGGUGCUCAUGGUGACCGUGCGCCCUCCGACCAAGCCCGCUGAGCCCCUCGUGCUGGUGGAGCUGUCCCACAUCAUCAACGGAACGUCCCACCCGCAGUGCGUCACCUGGGACUACUCAAGGACGGAUGCUGGCUUGGGAAACUGGGACACGGAGAGCUGCCAAACCCUGGAGACCCUUCCGGCGCACACCAAGUGCCAGUGCCGCCAGCUCGCCACCUUUGCGGUCCUUGCCCAGCUGCCCAGAGACCUGGCCAUGGACUCCUCGAGUACCCCAUCCGUGCCGCUGAUGAUCGGCUGUGCUGUGUCCUGCAUGGCCCUGCUGACACUGCUGGUGAUCUACGCUGCCUUCUGGAGGUUCAUCAAGUCGGAGCGCUCCAUCAUCCUGCUCAAUUUCUGUGUGUCCAUCCUGGCCUCCAACAUCCUCAUCCUUGUGGGGCAGUCCCAGAUGCUCAGCAAGGGUGUGUGCACCAUGACAGCCGCCUUCCUUCACUUCUUCUUCCUCUCGUCCUUCUGCUGGGUGCUGACGGAGGCCUGGCAGUCCUACCUGGCAGUGAUCGGCCGGAUCCGGACACGCCUGGUCAGGAAACGCUUCCUGUGCUUGGGAUGGGGGUUGCCAGCCCUCGUGGUCGCAGUCUCUGUUGGCUUCACACGGACCAAAGGCUACGGAACAGCAAGCUACUGCUGGCUCUCGCUGGAGGGCGGUUUGCUCUACGCCUUCGUGGGACCCGCUGCUGUCAUCGUGCUGGUGAACAUGCUGGUGGGCAUCAUCGUGUUCAACAAGCUCAUGUCCCGCGAUGGCAUUUCAGAUAAGUCCAAAAAGCAGCGAGCUGGCUCCAAGCCCCCCCCCUGCGGCAACCUGCUGCUGAAAUGCACCAAGUGCGGCGUGGUGUCCAGCGCGGCCAUGACCUCCGCCACCGCCAGCAGUGCCAUGGCAUCGCUGUGGAGCUCCUGCGUGGUCCUGCCUCUGCUGGCGCUGACCUGGAUGUCGGCCGUGCUCGCCAUGACCGACCGGCGCUCCAUCCUCUUCCAGGUCCUCUUUGCCGUCUUCAACUCUGUCCAGGGCUUCGUCAUCAUCACCGUGCAUGGGUUCCUGCGCCGAGAGGUCCAGGACGUGGUGAAGUGUCAGAUGGGGGGGUGCAGGAGCGAGGAGAAUGAAAACUCGCCCGACUCCUGCAAGAAUGGGCAGGUUCAGAUCCUGACAGACUUUGAAAAGGACGUUGACCUGGCGUGUCAGACAGUGCUGUUCAAGGAGGUGAAUACCUGCAACCCUGCUACCAUCACGGGCACCUUAUCCCGCAUCUCCCUGGAUGGGGAUGAAGACCCCAAGCUCAACACCACCUCAGAGGGAGGCCUGGGCUUCUCCAGCCUGCCAGGAAACAUUCCUCCCUCCAGCAUCCUGGUCCAGGUCCCCAAGAUGACACCCAAUGUGGUGGCGGGCUUGGGCGAGCUGGGGGAACCCCCGGCGCAGCAGCUGGGUCUGGAGGCACCAGGUCCCGUGUACCUGUGCACGGAGAGCAGCCUGCGGCCGCUGGAGUACGGGUGGCUGCGGGCCCCUGAGCCCCCCCGCGAGAGUGACUACAUGAUGCUGCCGCGCCGCACCAGCAGCCUCAAGCGUUUCCCACGGGAUGAGAGCACUGAGGAAGGGGUGCCCGGCGGGACGGGGCGCCCGGCAGCUGAGGGUGAUGCCUACCCCAGCUUCGUUGCGGUGGAUCACGUCAAUGUGAACUUGAACCAGCCCUACGGCACCGUGAAAGCUCCCUAUGGCCUCCAGUUCAAGCAGCAUCCCACCGUGCGGCAGAUCCUGGCCUCGGAGCUGUCAGAGCGCAGCCGCACCAUGCCCCGCACCGUGCCCGGCUCUGCCAUGAAAGUGGGGUCCCUGGAGAGGAAGAGGUUGCGAUACUCAGAUCUGGACUUUGAGAAGGUGAUGCACACACGGAAGCGCCACUCUGAGCUUUACCAUGAGCUCAACCAGAAGUUUCACACACUGGACCGGUACCGAGCCCCGGCUGCCGGAUCCUCCAAGCGAGAAAAGCGGUGGAGCGUCUCAUCGGGUGGCGGGGAGAAGAGCUUGGCCAAUGAUGCGGCCAGCCCCAAGGAGCAGCAGCUCCAGGCACCAGCAGCGCCACCGAAGCCCUGGAGCACAUUCAAGGCGAUGACACUGGGGUCCCUGCCCAGUGCCCAGUGGGACCGGCUGGAGCUGCGAUGCGCUGACUGGGGGGGGCCCUGUGCCGGCCUGGAUGUGGCCGAUGGUGACUUCCAGACCGAGGUGUGAGCCCCGUGCCUGGCACCACUGUCUUGGACCAGCCAAGAUGCUGCGUUUGCUCCAUCAUCCGCGGCGGCCAGGGGCCCUUGUGUGGCCAGAGCCAUUCCCAUGGGACACACCGAGCUCCCCCCGGCUGCGGCCGCCUCCUGUCCGUCCUUUGCGUGGUUUCUCCUCCUGCCACCCUCCGGAUGCGGGUGCGGAGGGGACACGUGCACCCCCCUGCCCAUGCUCACCCCACUGCUCACGCCUGCACCCCCCGGGGCAGGUCCGGCCGUCGAGGCCGUCGGAUCCUCAUUUCUUUUGUACCGGGAUGUUUCUUCACGCCGUGCACCGUGUGCACGCGAGCGGCCGCCCCCGGCGCCCCGUCCCAGCCCUCCCCACCAUCCCUCCCCACGGGGAAGGUGCUGUUGUUGUUGGAAAUAAAAGUUCACUCUCUGUGGU